AUGCACGUGCGGAAGUCUAUGCAUCGCACCUGCGCUUUGGGAGCCAAUCUGGAACAAGUCUGCGCCCACGCCGAAUCACAACUCACCAACUGUGCACUUCUUGCCCUUGCCAUCCUGCUGUGUCUAGACCACGUCCUCCUUCCCACGUCAGCCGAUGACCCGAUUCGUCUUGGCGUCUCCGUUGAAUCAGCGUCGAGUCUCGACGUUGAAAUAUGCCUUGGCAUCGUUCGAUUCUACCUUGCGUAG
Molecule: messenger RNA, 246 nt
Organism: Ramularia collo-cygni
Lineage: Eukaryota; Fungi; Ascomycota; Dothideomycetes; Mycosphaerellales; Mycosphaerellaceae
Exons: 2
Coding region: 1-246 (81 amino acids)
Source: RefSeq, a predicted model, not a curated record